AUGUCCUCAAAAGCCAUGUAUUUCAGGGACCUUCCAUGGGCCCAGGAUCUGAGCUUGCCCCUGUUCAUGCAGGCCUGGGGGCUCUCCCUCCUGGGCCCCUAUCUGCCCACAAGCCUCUCCCCAGCUCCCUGCACCAUCAUCGACCAGUGCCAGGGCCUGUGGGGAGGCACCCUGAGCCUGUGCCUUCCUCUUCUGCCUCCUUCCAUGACAACUAGAGGCUCCCCAUGUCAGAAAGUGGGGCCCACCCCUCCGUGCCCCAAGAAUCCCCGAGAGGGCGUCAGGGCUCUGUCACCUGAGACCUUGAAGGCCUUUGAGAUUAUGCACGAACCCUUCAUAUGCAGUCAGGCCUCCACCUUGUGA
Molecule: messenger RNA, 360 nt
Organism: Pipistrellus nathusii (Nathusius's pipistrelle)
Lineage: Eukaryota; Metazoa; Chordata; Mammalia; Chiroptera; Vespertilionidae
Source: the annotation of a GenBank genome assembly